Messenger RNA from Labeo rohita (rohu), 642 nucleotides. RefSeq names its product transmembrane protein 107 like (gene tmem107l). The coding region runs from base 172 to 579 and encodes 135 amino acids. The record is from RefSeq and is a predicted model, not a curated record. Gene Ontology annotation, biological process: non-motile cilium assembly; protein localization to ciliary transition zone. Gene Ontology annotation, cellular component: MKS complex. The transcript is spliced from 6 exons. Lineage: Eukaryota; Metazoa; Chordata; Actinopteri; Cypriniformes; Cyprinidae.
GAAGAAGAGUGUUGUCGUAGCAACCUGAAGCUUAUAGCAAAGGACUAUCCACAGUUUUUGUAGAUAAGUAUAACAGCUACCUAAAAGCGUUAUAUUUAGGUUCUGCUUUGUCAUCUGUUAUAAACAAAUGUAUUUUUGGAGGUCAACUGAACUGUAUUAGACAGCUGUUCAAUGUCGGUGAUAAACAGUCUGGUGCCAGCCCGUUUCCUGACUCUAAUUGCGCACCUUGUAAUAGUCAUCAUCAUAUUCUGGUCCCGGAAGAACAGUGUCAGUGCCUGCCUACCACUGAACUACACUGAUGAAGAAUACAGCCUUAUAGUGGGUUUAUCCGUGACCCUGGGCCUGUUUGCUGUCGAGCUGGUUGGGUUCCUCUGUGGAGUCUCUAUGUUCAACAACAAUCAAGCUCUUCUUUCUAUUGCAUGUCAUGCCAGUGGCUCUGUGGCUUUGCUUUUCUUCUUGUUUGAGCAAUGGACCUGCAGCAUCUACUGGUGGAUCUUUGGCUUCUGUAGUGUGAUUCCAGCGCUGUAUGAGAUGAUCCUUUUUGUAGUAGUGUUUGGAUUUAAGAAGAAGCCUCUAUGAGUCUCUUUGCCCUUUUGGUUCAGGCGAGUUGGAUAUUAUUUUUCCAUGACUGAUGUACCAAAA